Molecule: messenger RNA, 321 nt
Organism: Jaculus jaculus (lesser Egyptian jerboa)
Lineage: Eukaryota; Metazoa; Chordata; Mammalia; Rodentia; Dipodidae
Gene: Retnlb
Product: resistin like beta
Exons: 3
Coding region: 1-321 (106 amino acids)
Cellular component (GO): extracellular region
Molecular function (GO): hormone activity
Source: RefSeq, a predicted model, not a curated record
AUGAAGCCUACGAUUUGCUUCCUUCUUAUUUUCAUCUCCGUUCUGCAGCUGAUGAGCCCAGGGAAUGCUCAAUGCUCCUUAGACUAUGUUGUGGAUACAAAGAUCAAGGAUGCUAUCAGCAGAAUAGGUGUGAAGAAGAAUAUAGCCUGCAUCAGUGUGAAAAACUCAGGCUCCCUGGCCUCAUGCCCUGCUGGGAUGGUUGUCACUGGGUGUGCUUGUGGCUACGGCUGUGGCUCAUGGGAUGUCCAGAAUGGGAACACGUGCCAUUGCCAGUGCAGUGGGAUGGACUGGACUACUGCCCGCUGCUGCCACCUGGUCUGA